GUUAUAUCCACAAGAAGAGCCAAGACCAAGAAUAUCCUUCAUAUGUUGUCCUCAAUGAAAUCAUCCAUUGACCUCGCCGCCAUUAUUCAUCGAUGUCCCCAAAACAGAGUGAGUCAGCUGACGCCGAGUUUAUUAUUCCUUAUCAUCUUCAAAGUUCAUAAUUGAACAGCCGCUGUCAUUCAACAAAAGAAAGGCAGUGCAAGAAAUCAUUUGAAGAAAUGUGCUACGAGGCGAAGUGCUCGAGUUGCGGCAAGACUGGUUGGGGAGGAUGUGGAAGCCACGUGCCUUCUGUUUAUAAGCGUAUUCCUCAAGGUCAACACUGCCUUUGCCGUGAUUGGCCCGGCGUCGAUCCUAAUAAUCCCGACGCUCACUCCUCUUCGUCUUCCUCCUGUACUGUUCUGUAAUUUCUGUGUAAUCUUCUUGUUUUUGUGAUUCCCUGUGUAAUAAAUAUGACUCUUGCUAUAACUGUUGACUUAUUUCUUUUGAAAUGGAUUUUGAUUAGUUUUUGAAUUUCUGUAUGUUUCUUGAUUAUGCUGCAAAUUAACUGAACUACCCGAGCUUAAUUAGUUUAAGAAUGUUCAUGAUUGGUCAAUGAAUUCGGUGUUUAAAAUGAAAAGAUAAAAGAUUAAGUCUCAGUUGAAGAUAAUCUAAUCUAACCUGAGUCUGUCUUCUUGUUCGUGAGAAGAUAGUUAUGUAGGAAACCAAACUUUUUCUGAAAAACAACAAUCACUUCUUCUCAACGACAAUCUCAAUUACUUCAAGGAUUAUGUAUUGUUGCUGUAAAGAUUGAACUCUUUUAUUUGGCUGCAAAAAAAAAUCUUUUGACAACCAUUUUCUUGAGAGUUACAACAAAACAUCUGAAAUUAUGGUUCUUAAUAUUAGCUCCACUGCCUUUAUGUAUGUAAUGAAAUGUUGUGGAGGUGCAAGCUUUCACCCGGCGAGUUACUUGAAUUUAUGUAUGCCAUUCUCUUCUGUCUUGAAUUUUGGUCAGCUAAUAGUUGAAAGUUUAGAAGCAUACAAGACGACUCUGCCAAAUUAUUAUUUCGUCCUGAGGCAAAUGGACCGUGAAUGAGAUGGAGAGCGGACAGGAUUUGUAUGCCUGUAAAGCUUACCGUCUCAGCUAAUGGAAAAUGGGUCAUGGAAAAAAGUUUGCUCACUGCUUGCAUUCUAUUGUUAGUUUAUUGCAGCCAAUUGGUCGUAGGACUCAAUUCCACUCUGCAGGGUUUCUCUUCAAAUAAAGGGUUUUUGAUACAUUCGACUCCAAGGAAGCAGAGCUGUUCUAAAUCUUAUACUAUCUCCCGAGUUUAUGAUUCUGGUUGAAAAUUAUUUUGAGAUUUGUUGUGUGACUUCAUCAAUUUGUAAACUUUUUAUUGAGCUUAUGGUUUUAAAUAUUGAAAACACCACAAAUCUUUCUUAUAUAGAGUUUGUUUGGCAGGAAAUUCGAUUCUUAAAUUUUGUUAGCAAUAAAUACUAACGUUUUUUCAUUCAAUUAUGAAAGAGUGGAGCAGAACCCAUUGAUCAGGUUGUUGAGAAUGAGACCCAUCGUGCAUUUCCGGGGGAGUUGGAAGCAUAAAAGCUAUAGCAAACUAUGCUAUGGAUAAAACAAUAUGCACUCCAGCAUUGAGAGGGACAAUUAUAGCUCGCUGCAGAGGGUUUCAGCACUGUUUUUUUGGGCUAAAAAUUCUGGAGUAAGAACAGUCACAAUACGUGGAUCAAAACAAAGAAAGAUAUGAUGAUUCAAAGAAGUGCAAGAGGAUUACGCAGUCUGAUGCAAACUUUUCGAGUUAAUUCUUUUCAUUCAAAGCUCGGAGCUUACUUCAACUAUACAACUUCUCCACAGCAAGUGUUUGAACAACACGCAUACAGUGAUGAUGAAUAUGCUGAUAUUGAUUGGGACAAUCUCGGAUUCAGUUUCGUGCAAACUGAUUACAUGUACUCCAUGAAAUGUUCUAAAGAUGAGCGGUUUGAGGAAGGACAGCUGACUCGAUAUGGCAACAUUGAGCUGAGCCCUUCUGCAGGAGUCUUGAACUAUGGGCAGGGAGUUUUUGAAGGCACAAAAGCAUAUAGAAAAGAAGAUGGGAACAUUCUUCUAUUUCGACCAGAUCAAAAUGCUAUCAGAAUGAAGAUUGGUGCUGAAAGAAUGUGUAUGCCUUGUCCCUCCAUUGAUCAAUUUGUUGAUGCGGUGAAACAAACUGCUCUUGCUAACAAGCGUUGGGUUCCUCCUGCAGGAAAAGGUACUUUAUAUAUCAGGCCAUUACUUAUGGGAAGCGGUCCUGUUUUAGGUUUAGCACCAGCACCUGAAUACACAUUCCUAAUUUAUGCUUCACCUGCUGGAAACUAUUUCAAAGAUGGUUUGGCACCGUUGAAUAUCUAUGUUGAAGACGAAUACGACCGAGCUUCGCGAGGCGGAGUUGGAGGAGUGAAAACAGUUAGUAAUUAUGCUCCGGUUUUGAAAGCAAUGAACAGAGCAAAGAACAGAGGAUUUUCUGAUGUCUUGUAUCUUGACUCUGUGCAUAAGAAAUACUUAGAGGAAGUCUCUGCUUCUAACAUUUUCAUUGUUAAGGGUAAUGUGAUUUCAACUCCUACUACAAAUGGCACCAUUCUUCCGGGAAUCACUAGGAAAAGCAUCAUAGAAAUUGCACAAGAUCUUGGAUAUGAGGUGGAGGAACGUCUAAUUCCAGUAGAUGAACUGGCGAAUGCAGAUGAAAUAUUUUGCACUGGAACUGCUGUAGUUGUUGCUCCUGUCGGCAGCAUUACAUAUCGACACAAAAGAAUGGAAUACAGCACAGGAGCUCAAACAAUAUCCUGGAAGCUGUACUCGAAUCUUGUAGGAAUACAGAUGGGUCUGAUCAGGGAUACCAAGGGAUGGACUGUUGAUGUACAAUAAUUAUUUUUAUUUUUUGACGCAUCAAAUUUUUUAAAGAAUGUAAUGUCCUAAUUCUAUUAAACUAGGUCGCGUGUUGCGAGAGAAAAGUCAAAAUCAAAGAUAGUUUGAAUUAUUAACAA
This is a messenger RNA of Mercurialis annua (annual mercury), 3006 nucleotides long. RefSeq names its product branched-chain-amino-acid aminotransferase 2, chloroplastic-like. Lineage: Eukaryota; Viridiplantae; Streptophyta; Magnoliopsida; Malpighiales; Euphorbiaceae. The transcript has 12 exons. Bases 1730 to 2887 code for a protein of 385 amino acids. Gene Ontology annotation, biological process: branched-chain amino acid metabolic process. The record is from RefSeq and is a predicted model, not a curated record. Gene Ontology annotation, molecular function: branched-chain-amino-acid:2-oxoglutarate transaminase activity.